AUGACUGUCGCUAAGGUUGCUGCUCUCGCUUUGGCCAACUUUGCGGCUUUGGGUUCAAGUGCCCCGGCCAAGGGAUCCGAUGGAUUCAUUGCUGCGCCGUACUACCCAGCACCUUAUGGAGGAUGGGUAGAUGAUUGGGCUGAUAGCUAUGCGAAAGCCAAGGAGCUGGUUGAUUCCAUGACGUUGGCUGAGAAGACCAACAUCACCUCCGGAACCGGAAUCUUUAUGGGUAAUCCUUGCAACGGAAACUCUGGCUCUGCUGACCGCGUUGGCUUCCCUCAACUCUGCCUCAACGACGCAGCCAACGGCGUCCGACAGACCGAUAACGUCACUGUAUUCCCCGAUGGAAUCACCGCUGGCGCAACCUUUGACAAGAAGCUAAUUUACGAACGCGGUGCCGCGAUUGGCAAAGAAGCUCGUGGAAAGGGAGUUCAUGUCUGGCUUGGUCCCUCGGUUGGUCCUCUUGGUCGAAAGCCCAAGGGAGGACGUAACUGGGAAGGCUUUGGAACUGACCCUGCACUCCAAGCUAUCGGUGCGCGAGAGACUAUCAAGGGUGUUCAGGAGAACGGAGUCGUUGCGACCAUCAAGCAUCUCAUUGGGAAUGAGCAGGAGAUGUAUAGACGCCAGACUACAGAUGUUGUGUCGCCGGCAUACUCUGCAAACAUUGAUGAUCGAACUAUGCAUGAGCUCUACCUCUGGCCCUUUGCCGAAGCUGUUCGAGCUGGUGUUGGAGCUGCGAUGACAGCCUACAACAGAGUCAACGGAACCAUGUCCAGUGAGCACUCAUACCUCAUCAAUGCUCUUCUCAAGGAAGAGCUCGGUUUCCAAGGCUUUGUCAUGACGGACUGGCUUUCCCAAAUCACUGGUGUCGCAUCAGCCAUCGCUGGAAUGGACAUGAGUAUGCCUGGUGAUCCAAUCAUCCCUCUUCUCGGCAACUCACUCUGGAUGUACGAAAUGACACGAGCAACUCUCAACGGAUCAGUCCCGAUGGAAAGGCUCAACGACAUGGCUACUCGUGUCGUCGCAACCUGGUACAAGUUUGGACAAGACCAGGACGAUUUUCCCAAGGUCAACUUUGACACCAACACGAAUGAGGCCGUAGGUCCUCUCUACCCAGGAGCCUGGCCCAACUCGCCCAAGGGUGUCGUCAAUAAGUUCGUUCAGGUGCAGGAGGACCACGACGUGAUCGCCCGACAAGUCGCUCAGGACGCCAUCACCAUGCUCAAGAACGACAACAAUCUUCUUCCACUCAGCAAGAAGAGUCCCAUCAAGGUCUUUGGCACAGGAGCCCAGACUAAUCCCGAUGGUCCUAACGCCUGUCCCGACCGAAACUGCAACAAAGGUACGCUAGGUCAAGGUUGGGGAUCUGGUACCGUUAACUAUAUGUAUCUCGACGAUCCGAUCGGCGCCAUCAAGGAUGAGGCUGGCGAUGUCACGUUCUACAACACCGAUAAGUUCCCCUCCGUUCCGAGUGCGACCGAUGACGACGUCGCAAUCGUUUUCGUCACUUCCGAUGCGGGUGAGAACUCGUAUACGGUUGAAGGCAACAAUGGCGAUCGCAGCAAGGACAAGUUGAACGUGUGGCAUGGUGGUGAUAAUCUUAUCAAGGCUGCGGCUGAGAAGUACAAGAACGUCAUCGUGGUGAUACACACUGUUGGGCCAGUCCUGCUUGAGCAGUGGCAUGAUAUGCCUUCGGUUAAGGCUGUUCUCGUGGCGCAUCUUCCUGGUCAAGAGGCUGGAAAGUCUCUUACGAAUAUUCUUUUUGGAGACGCGUCGCCUUGUGGGCACUUGCCGUAUAGCAUCACCAAGAAGGAGGAUGAUAUGCCUGAGAGCGUUACCAAGCUGAUUGACUCCGGCUUCGUUGAUCCCCCGCCUGAUACUUACUCUGAGAAGUUGUACAUUGAUUACAGAUGGUUGAACAAGGAGAAGAUCCGACCUCGCUAUGCCUUCGGACAUGGUCUUAGCUACACCAACUUUACAUACUCCAACGCGACCAUCAAGAGGGUCACCAAGCUCAGCCAGUAUCCUCCCUCACGUUCAGCAAAGGGCGAAGUUUUAGACUAUGCUCAGGACAUUCCGGAUUACAAGGAGGCCGUUAAGCCAAAGGACUUCAAGACAGUCUGGCGCUACCUCUAUUCAUGGCUCUCGGAGUCGGACGCGAAGAAAGCAGCCGAGGCAGCCGGAAAGUCCAAGUACCCUUACCCAGAGGGCUACUCGACUAAGCAGAAAACAAGUCUUCCACGUGCGGGCGGUGCUCAAGGCGGAAAUCCAGCGCUCUGGGAUGAAGCUUACACCAUUUCAGUGCGCGUCACCAACUCGGGCGCUAAAUACGCCGGUAAAGCUUCAGUCCAGGCUUACGUGCAAUUUCCCGAGGCUGCCGGAUACGAGACGCCGAUCAUUCAGCUUCGCGACUUUGAGAAGACUGCUGUCAUUGAGCCUGGCGAGAGCGAAACUGUUGAGUUGACUCUCACAAGGAAGGAUUUGAGUGUCUGGGAUGUUGCAGCGCAGGAUUGGCUUGUACCCAAGCCUGAUGGAGAGUAUAAAGUAUGGCUGGGUGGUGCGAGCGACGCGCUUGAUGUCGUUUGCUAUACAGAUGACUUGAGCUGUGAGAAUGACGUUGAUGGACCGGUAUCAUACGAUUGA
Molecule: messenger RNA, 2643 nt
Organism: Fusarium coffeatum
Lineage: Eukaryota; Fungi; Ascomycota; Sordariomycetes; Hypocreales; Nectriaceae
Exons: 4
Coding region: 1-2643 (880 amino acids)
Biological process (GO): glucan catabolic process
Molecular function (GO): beta-glucosidase activity
Source: RefSeq, a predicted model, not a curated record